UCAAAGCUUUGAAAACUCUCUUGAGGUGACAGGUAUGAUGAGUUUACUUUCGACCCCUUUUAAUUUCCUUUUAUUCAGUUCAAAUGACCUAUUAUUUGUUAAAGAAUGAAAACCUUUUCCUAUUAUUCUCACAACUAAAGCGAAAAGCGAAAGCAAUCGUAAAGCAAUUAUGAAAAGAGACUCCUCACAACUAGAAAAAAAACCAAUCAGUUAAAUAAAUGUAUUCCCUUGAUGAUUGAUAGCUGAGAGGGAAGCAAGGAAAUAUGCUAAUUUUUAUGACACUGUUAAAAAAGGAAAAUGUUAUAUGAUAAUAGAAAGACAAAUAUCGCUGGUGUAAGAUAUAAAUACAUCGGGGAAACGUGAUUUACAAAAAGAUGUUGAGUCACUUCGCGUCGAAAUCUCCCGGCUAAGAUAACAGACGACUGUGAUGAGUUCAGCAUCGUCACAAUUCUUUGCGAAACGUGUAGCAAUGAAUAUUUCCAGUUUUUCUACGCCUACUUUGAGUCACCCCAGUCCAAGCCAACCCUGUUCUAACGUGGUGUCCACGCUAUUUAUAGUUAUUAUAUCCAUGGUCACACUCGCGGCUCUGAUUGGCAACGUUCUCAUCAUUGCAAGUUUUUUCAAAACUCCCAACCUGAGGACGAGGACUAAUUAUUAUAUAAUCAACAUGGCCAUGUCUGACCUCAUUUGUGCAUGUUUUAGCUGGCCACUUUAUGCAGUUGAAGGAAUGCUGACAAGAGCUGAGUUCUUCAACCAACACUCUGCCUUAAUUCUCUGUAAACUGGGAAUUUGCUUCAGGGCAAUUUCACAAAUAGUGUCCGUGUUAUGCUUGGUUCUAACAUCCGUCGACAGAUAUGCGGCUAUCGUUCACCCAGUAAAGAUAACGGUAAUGAGUAAUGGCAAAUUUCGAGUUAUUUUACUGUUGUUUUCUUGGAUCAUUCCUGUUUGCUUUGCUUACCCAUAUUACACGUUCGCUGAAAUUGUGAAGGUAAAUAACCAAACAUUCUGUAGAGUAGUUUGGAGUGCAUCAGCUCACAUAAUUUUUAAUGCUGUUGGAUUUGUUAUAUUUUAUUGCAUGCCUCUUGCUGGUAUAACCAUUCUCUAUACUCACAUCACAAAGACACUUAAAAAUCGUCCAAACAUAGGAAACUCAGUCCAAGAAAAGCAUAUCAGAAGAAGACGAGAUCAACAUCGGAAAUUAAUGAAAAUCUUAACAUCAAUUGUUGCCAGCUUCUUUACUUGUUGGACACCACUUUGCAUUUAUUUGGCAUUAAAAAUGUUUCAUUCAGGGUUGUUUCUUCAAGAUAAAUGCUUCUUACUCCUAGGUUUGUUUUUCUACGUCUUUCCGUCAUUCAGCACAGCAGUCAAUCCUGUUAUCCUUUUCCAGUUUAGUUCAAAAUUUCGACAGGCGAUGAAAAGCUUUCGUAUUCCUUUUCUUGAUUUCAAUAAAUGUCGCCGGUUUCUGUGCAUACCCAAGAAUAGGGUUGGAUCAGUUGAAAUAGAUCAUGUUGGUAAGGCAGAGUUAAGCUAGAUGUCUCUCAUAUUUGACGGAUUUGGAAAAACACUGAUAAUAAAUAACUGGUCAUAGCAGAAAAGCCACGAGAUUGCAACAAUUCAGCAACAAAAAGCUGUAGUUCAAAAAAGAGAAUGGAAACUUCUCAAUCUUACAAGGAUUGCAAAACAUUGCGCAAUGAAAUAAAAUGUAUAAAAAGUCGACUUCAAUUUGGCGUGUUAUUAUUGUUAAUUACAACCAUGAUACAGUGAAUAAUGAUCAGUCUUAAAGUUAAUAACUUAGUUUUCCAGUAUCAGCCGGGAAAUCUUACGAAAUAAGAAGUGGUCGGCCUGAAUCCGAUAAUGCUUGUAAAACAUUUAAUGUCAAAAUCAUGUCUCUUUAUGUUAGGGAUAUACUUUUGUAUUUAGAAUUGUUAAGAUGUCAAAUAAAUAAAAUGAAUUACGUUUA
Messenger RNA from Pocillopora damicornis (cauliflower coral), 1960 nucleotides. Its product is annotated as neuromedin-K receptor. Gene Ontology annotation, molecular function: G protein-coupled receptor activity. Gene Ontology annotation, cellular component: plasma membrane. NCBI's taxonomy places the organism in Eukaryota, Metazoa, Cnidaria, Anthozoa, Scleractinia, Pocilloporidae. Gene Ontology annotation, biological process: G protein-coupled receptor signaling pathway. The record is from RefSeq and is a predicted model, not a curated record.